Molecule: messenger RNA, 2574 nt
Organism: Cryptosporidium muris RN66
Lineage: Eukaryota; Apicomplexa; Conoidasida; Eucoccidiorida; Cryptosporidiidae
Product: DNA topoisomerase family protein
Exons: 2
Coding region: 1-2574 (857 amino acids)
Biological process (GO): DNA topological change
Cellular component (GO): nucleus
Molecular function (GO): DNA binding; DNA topoisomerase type I (single strand cut, ATP-independent) activity
Source: RefSeq, a predicted model, not a curated record
AUGUCUUGUCUCUUUACUGAAUUUCACCUUUACAAUAUAAUCCUGUUUUUAGUUGUAACUUCGAGAAGUAUUCCAAUGAGGGUACCGACAGUCUUGAUGGUGGCUGAAAAGCCCUCUAUUGCUGAGACAGUUGCAAAAGUACUGUCAAAUGGUAAUUUAAAUACAAGACAAUGUAAAACUCCUGUGCAUGAAUAUACGGCCUACUUUCAGCAUAAAAGAGCACUUUUUAAAGUUACUUCAGUUUCUGGGCAUGUAUUUGAAACAGAUUUCCCUUCAAAAUACAGUAAUUGGGAAUCAAUUGAUCCAGUUGAUCUCUUUGAUCUCCCUACUGUAAAAAAUGAAUCAUCUUCUAAAAUGAUAGCACACCUCUUAAGGGAAGCGAAGAACUGUGAUUUCUUAGUUCUUUGGCUAGAUUGUGAUAGGGAAGGAGAAAACAUAUGUUUUGAAGUAAUUAGUGUUGUUAAAGAUGUUAUGGCUAAAGGAAGAAAUGAAUCUCUUUGGAUAUUUAGAGCUAGAUUUUCAUCUGUUGCACCCAAAGAUGUGAUUGAAGCUAUGAACAACCUUAAGUCACCAAAUAGGGAUGAAGCUGAUGCUGUAGAUGUACGCCAAGAAUUAGAUUUAAAAAUUGGUGUUGCAUUUUCGAGGUUUCAGACAACUUAUUUAAAGACGAAAUAUGGAGAUUUUAAUAAUUCAAUUCUAUCUUAUGGACCAUGUCAAACUCCAACAUUAUUCUUUGUUGUUCAAAGAAGGGACAAAAUUUUAGGUUUUUCUCCUGAGAAGUUCUAUUACCUAAAUGUAACAAUUGAAUAUAAAGAUAUAAUUCUUUCUCCAACUUGGGAGAGGAAGAAAAUAUUUGAUUUACAGAGUAUACAAUGCCUUUAUAACACUGUCAAUUCUACCUAUCCUAUAAUUGCUAAGGUUAUUGAUAUCAAGAAGAAAGCUGAUAGAAUUAGCAGACCACUGCCACUAAACACUGUUCAAAUGCUCAAACUAGCCUCAAAUAUACUUGGUAUUAGUCCUUUUCAAGCAAUGAAUAUUGCAGAAAAGUUGUAUUUGUCGGGGUUCAUAACCUAUCCUAGAACAGAAACAACGAAAUAUCCAAAAUCAUUUGAUACGAAAGAAGCUGCUUCGAUUCAUAAGGAUCAUCCAUUAUGGGGUCAAUAUACAUGUGAUAUCCUAGCUCGAAAUUACACUAAUCCACGUCAAGAUGGCAUAGAUGUAGGUGAUCACCCACCUAUAGUACCAAUACGCAGUGUUAUAUCUAAUGACUUAGCAGGUGAUAAUUGGCGUUUAUAUGAAUUGAUAACUCGCCACUUUUUAGCAACUAUAUCUCCUGAUAUUAAAUUUACAAAUGAAUUUGUCAUAUUUGAUAUAAAUGGUGAGAAAUUUACUCUUCAAGGAAGGAGAAUUAAUGAAUAUGGAUUUUCUAUAAUAUAUAAGAGCAAGAGUAUAAAUUCGAUAUCUAUCCCACAAUUAGAUUUAGGUAUGAAGUUGAAUUUAAAGUCUAUUGAGAUAUGUAAUGGUGAAACUAAACCUCCUCCAUUACUUAGUGAAGGUAAUUUACUUUCACUUAUGGAAAAGAAUGGUAUUGGGACAGAUGCAUCAAUGCCUGUACAUAUUCAAAAAUUAAUUGAAAGAAAGUAUGUAAAUAUUAUUGAUGGAAGAAAAUUAGAGCCUACAAGGCUUGGAAAUGCGCUAAUUCAUGGUUAUAUGAAUAUAGAUAUAGAACUAGUUUAUCCAAUGAUAAGAAGUGAAAUGGAAAGAUACAUCAGUCUAAUUUCACAAGGAAAGGCUAAUGCAGGAAAUGUACUUAAACAUACUCUUGCAAUUUUUAAACUAAAGUUUUUAUUUUUUGUAAAGAAUAUUACUUCUUUUGAAUCAUUGUUUCAACUCAGUUUCACUAAUUUGUCAAGUAGUGGUACACGUCUAAGUAAAUGUGGACAGUGUAAACGAUACAUGACUUAUAUUUCUAAUACUAAUCCUCCAAAAUUAUAUUGCUCUUUUUGUGAGAUAAAUUUAAAAUUGCCAAGUGGUGGUAGCUUAAAACUUUAUAAAGAGCUCAAAUGUCCUCUAGACGACUACGAACUCCUAGUAUUUAAUAGCUUAAGAACCAAGAAGAAUAUGAUACUAUGCCCAAGAUGUUAUAAUGAUCCACCCUUUGACAGUGCUAUUCAAAACAUUCUUUGUAAAGAGUGUCCUCACCCAACUUGUCCACACUCCUAUAAUUCAUCUUUUAUAAUGUACUGCCCAGUAGAAAAGUGUAAAGAUGGAGUAUUGACCUUGGAUUUGAGUUCAGCACCUAAUUGGAGAAUCGAUUGCUCCAACUGCAAUUUUGUACUAAAAUUUAGAGAGAAACAUUGUCAUAAAGUUUCAACAACCAAUGAUUAUUGUAAUAACUGUGGAGCUAGAAUCUUAUUAAUAAAUUUGAACAGUCCUAAAGAAUCAAUAAUAGGUUGUCCAAUUUGCCUUGAAAGAAUAAAUGAACUUAUUGAAGCUGAAGAAAACUCAGUAUCUAGAAGAAUAUCAAUACGUCCUAAAUUUAGAGGGAGUAAAAAAAACAUAAGGAAAAGCUAA